Mesitornis unicolor (brown roatelo) is the source of this 2049-nucleotide messenger RNA. RefSeq names its product transient receptor potential cation channel, subfamily V, member 4 (gene TRPV4). The transcript has 14 exons. Lineage: Eukaryota; Metazoa; Chordata; Aves; Mesitornithiformes; Mesitornithidae. The annotation marks the transcript as partial. Gene Ontology annotation, biological process: calcium ion import across plasma membrane; actin filament organization; osmosensory signaling pathway. The record is from RefSeq and is a predicted model, not a curated record. Gene Ontology annotation, cellular component: cilium; membrane. Gene Ontology annotation, molecular function: calcium channel activity; protein binding.
GGGCUCAUGUCGUUCCGCCUCACCCACAAGAAGCGCCGGACAGACGAAGAGUUUCGAGGGGAGGACCCAUCUCCCUCGACGGGGAAGACCUGCCUGCCCAAGGCGCUGCUCAACCUGAGCGGGGGCAGGAACGACACCAUCCCCCUCCUCCUCGACAUCGCCGAGAAGACGGGCAACAUGCGGGAGUUCAUCAACUCACCCUUCAGGGACGUCUACUACCGAGGUCAGACAGCCCUGCACAUCGCCAUCGAGCGCCGCUGCAAGCACUACGUGGAGCUGCUGGUGGAGAAAGGAGCCGACGUCCAUGCCCAAGCCCGCGGCCGCUUCUUCCAGCCCAAAGAUGAGGGUGGCUACUUCUAUUUCGGCGAGCUGCCCCUGUCGCUGGCCGCCUGCACCAACCAGCCCCACAUUGUGCACUACCUGACGGAGAACGGGCACAAGCAGGCGGACCUGCGGCGCCAGGACUCCCGCGGCAACACCGUGCUGCACGCCCUGGUCGCCAUCGCCGACAACACCCGCGAGAACACCAAGUUCGUCACCAAGAUGUACGACCUGCUCCUCGUCAAGUGCGCCAAGCUCUUCCCCGACACCAACCUGGAGAUCUUCCAGCACAUCAUCCGGAGGGAGAUCGUGGACGAGGACGCCCGGCACCUCUCACGGAAGUUUAAGGAUUGGGCGUACGGCCCCGUCUACUCCUCCCUCUACGACCUCUCCUCUCUGGACACCUGCGGGGAGGAGGUGUCUGUGCUGGAGAUCCUCGUCUACAACAGCAAGAUUGAGAACCGCCACGAGAUGCUGGCCGUGGAGCCCAUCAACGAGCUGCUGCGCGACAAGUGGCGCAAGUUCGGGGCCGUCUCCUUCUACAUCAGCGUCAUCUCCUACCUCUGCGCCAUGGUCAUCUUCACCCUCGUCGCCUACUACCGCCCCAUGGAAGGCCCCCCCCCCUACCCGUACACCACCACCGUCGACUACCUGCGCCUGGCCGGGGAGAUCAUCACCCUCCUCACCGGCGUCGUCUUCUUCUUCACAAACAUCAAAGAUCUGUUCAUGAAGAAGUGUCCAGGCGUGAACUCCUUCUUCAUCGACGGCUCCUUCCAGCUGCUUUACUUCAUCUACUCAGUGCUGGUGAUCGUGACGGCGGGGCUGUACCUGGGCGGCGUCGAGGCGUACCUGGCCGUCAUGGUCUUUGCGCUGGUCCUGGGCUGGAUGAACGCCCUCUACUUCACCCGUGGGCUCAAGCUGACGGGGACCUACAGCAUCAUGAUCCAGAAGAUCCUCUUCAAAGACCUUUUCCGCUUCCUCUUGGUCUACCUGCUCUUCAUGAUCGGCUAUGCCUCAGCUCUGGUGUCCCUCCUCAACCCGUGUCCCAGCAGCGAGUCCUGUGGGGAGGAGCCGUCCAACUGCACGGUGCCCACCUACCCCUCCUGCCGGGACAGCCAAACCUUCAGCACCUUCCUGCUCGACCUCUUCAAGCUCACCAUCGGCAUGGGCGACCUGGAGAUGCUGGAGAGCGCCAAGUACCCUGGCGUCUUCAUCAUCCUCCUCGUCACCUACAUCAUCCUCACCUUCGUGCUCCUCCUCAACAUGCUCAUCGCCCUCAUGGGUGAGACGGUGGGCCAAGUCUCCAAGGAGAGCAAGCACAUCUGGAAACUGCAGUGGGCCACCACCAUCCUGGACAUCGAGCGCUCCUUCCCGGUGUUCCUGCGGAAAGCUUUUCGCUCGGGGGAGAUGGUGACAGUGGGGAAGGGCACUGAUGGGACCCCUGAUCGCCGCUGGUGCUUCAGAGUGGACGAGGUGAACUGGUCCCACUGGAACCAGAACCUGGGCAUCAUCAGCGAGGACCCGGGCAAGAGUGACACGUACCAGUACUAUGGCUUCUCCCACACCGUGGGCCGGCUGCGGAGAGAUCGCUGGUCCACGGUGGUGCCACGCGUGGUGGAGCUCAACAAGAGCGGGCAGCCAGAGGAGGUGGUGGUGCCGCUGGGGACCGUGGGGACAGGGGAGGCACGGGAGCGACGGCAUGGCCAGGGCUCCAGCUCCCUGCUCUAG